Molecule: messenger RNA, 1065 nt
Organism: Spodoptera littoralis (African cotton leafworm)
Lineage: Eukaryota; Metazoa; Arthropoda; Insecta; Lepidoptera; Noctuidae
Source: the annotation of a GenBank genome assembly
AUGUUGAAAUCCCAUUUUAAUUUGGUUGGGACUGACAGUGAAUCAGAGGAGGAAGUAUUUGAGGCGGAGGUAGUAGAGGAGUCGGUGAAAGAAGAGCUCCCUCCGAGACUACUCCAGAGGUCUGAGGUUUGCACCCGACUGAGUAUGCUGGGCAAGACUGCCUCCGGCGACGGGUAUACAUUUUUAAAAUGCAAACUAGUAGGAAUGAGGAUGACAAGUAUCGACGCUAUAAGGUGUUACAAACACAUAAUGUUCCUGGAUGUUUCCAAUAACUACCUAGACUUACAUGCGCUUCAAGUUAUCACACAGCUACCGAACUUAAUACUUAUACACGCUGACGACAACAGACUCACCUCCGCAGGACUGAAGCAAAUGAGAUACUUGCAAGUCAUCAUUUUUAACAACAACCAAAUCACAUCUUUGGAAGACGUGUUCCAGGAACAAUUGAGCACGUUGGAGCUUGGAUUCAAUAAACUAACAAAAAUAGAUUUCAAGCCCAAAAUGCCAACUAUGAGAGUUUUAGAUUUACGAAAUAAUUUAAUAACGGAGAUCCCACCUUUAGAAUUUCCUAGAUUGGACAGUUUGUAUCUAGCAGGGAAUAAAAUUAAGACUCUAACUGGUAUAGAGCUUCUAGUCAAUUUGAGAGUAUUACAUGUGCGGAAUAAUCCGAUUAGGUACCUGGACGGUUUUAAUGAGAAUCAGACGAAGCUUCAAUACAUCAAUUUGAGGAACUGUCGUGUCACUACACUGAGACAAGUGAAGAAGAUGAAGGUUCUUAAAGCACUUGACACCAUCGUUUUGAAGGGAUGUCCUUAUAUGGGAGGAGCGGGUGAAGAGGAUCCAGAGAAUAAAGAGGAGGAGGAGGACGAUCCUCAAAUCAGAGUCGAGUUGGUGGCGACAAUGCCGCGACUGAAGAGAAUCAAUAAGACCGCUGUUACGUCCGAGGAAAGAGAAGAGAGUAAAGAGCUGCUGAUGCAGUGGGCGGAAGAAGGUGAAAAGGACGAGGAAGAGAUUGAGAACGAACAGCAACAAGGAGAGGAAGAAAUCUCUAAUGCUGAGGAUUAA